Molecule: messenger RNA, 2603 nt
Organism: Alnus glutinosa
Lineage: Eukaryota; Viridiplantae; Streptophyta; Magnoliopsida; Fagales; Betulaceae
Product: O-fucosyltransferase 19-like
Exons: 8
Coding region: 303-2189 (628 amino acids)
Cellular component (GO): cytoplasm
Source: RefSeq, a predicted model, not a curated record
GGAAAAAGUACAUAGCCCGAAUAAACCACGACUCCUCUCUCACGAGGGGACUCUCUCUCUCUCUCUGUGUAGAGAAACAGAAACAAUCAACGCCUCAACUGGCCUUAGAAUCCGGAAACUCCACAAAAGAUCAAACAAAGCAAAGCCAACCGAGGGUUCUCUGUCUUUCUCUCUCUCUCUCUCUCAGGAACCAAAAUACCACUUUUCUCUCUCUCUUUUUCUUUUGCCUUUCCCAUUUUCCUUUUACCGGAACAUACUACUGGUAUUCCGUUCUUUUCGUAACAGUACCGGUGGGUCCGGCCAUGUCGUCCGCUGUUGUCGGCACGACCAACUCCGGCAACGAUAGCCCACGGCACGCUGCGGGGCCCACCAAGACUAGGCGACGAGUGGCGGACAUCAUCAUGAUAGACGCCGAGAAACCACCCUCCUCCAUCAUCAUCUCCAACCUCUCCGGCCAAGAAGACGGGGACGACAUUAACGGCUCCGACCGUGGGUCGUCCCACUUCCAUUACCACCAUCACCACCAUUUCCACCACCCCGUGAUCAGGUAUCUCCUGCUCCGCUCCCGGGGGUUCUUCUGCGUGCCCGACGCGUGGCUGCUGUGGGCGGCCGUGAUGGGGCAGUCCUUGCGGUCGGGGAGGAAUAUGGGCCGUAAGAUAUUCGGGCUUUUGAUGCUCAUGGCGGUCGUGUCGGUGUUCGUGAAAGUCUCGCUCCUGAGCAGUCACGUCGAGGGGCACGGAAAGAAGAUGGACAACGGGCUCCUGAUCGUACAGACCUUCAAGGACGAUUGGGCGUUGGCUCAGAGCGCUGUCGCCGAGACCCAAACCUCCAUGCCCAAGCGUGUCCUGGAGAGAUUGACUACUCCAGAAAUAUGGAUGAAACCAAAUAGUGACAACUUUUACCAAUGCAUUGUUCGACCCAGGAAUCGAAUAAGGACUGGCUCGAAAACGAAUGGCUAUCUUGUUGUUCAUGCCAAUGGUGGAUUAAAUCAAAUGAGAACAGGAAUAUGUGAUAUGGUUGCUGUUGCAAAGAUAAUGAAUGCCACUCUGGUUCUUCCUUCUCUUGAUCAUGAGUCGUUUUGGACAGAUCCGAGUGAUUUUAAAGAUAUCUUUGACUGGAGGCACUUCAUGGAAGUUUUAAAUGAUGAUAUUGAGAUAGUUGAGUAUUUGCCACCCAAAUAUGCAGCAGUGAAGCCCCUUCCCAAGGCCCCUGUUUCCUGGUCUAAGGCUAGUUAUUACAGAAGCGAGAUGAUUCCAUUGUUGAAGAGACACAAGGUGAUAAAGUUCACCCACACCGAUUCUCGACUGGCUAAUAAUGGCCUUGCUUCCUCCAUUCAGAAGCUCAGGUGCCGCGCCAAUUACCAGGCUCUCCGGUACACAAAGGAUAUUGAAGAUUUUGGGUCGAUUUUGGUUGACAGAUUAAGGAACAAUAGUGAGCCCUAUAUCGCUCUGCAUCUAAGAUAUGAGAAAGACAUGCUCGCUUUCACUGGGUGCAGCCACAACCUUACCACAGCCGAGGCGGAUGAACUUAGGACUAUGAGGUACAAUGUUAAGCAUUGGAAGGAGAAAGAAAUAGAUAGCAACGAAAGGCGGCUCCAAGGCGGAUGCCCAAUGUCCCCUAGAGAAGCAGCCCUUUUCCUUAAGGCAAUGGGUUACCCUUCCACUACAACUAUUUACAUAGUUGCAGGAGAGAUGUAUGGCAGGAAUAGCAUGGCUGCCUUUCGCUCUGAGUACCCAAAUGUCUUCACUCAUUCCACUCUUGCAACAGAAGAAGAGUUGCUGCCCUUUAAACCAUAUCAGAACCGCCUGGCCGCCUUGGAUUAUAUUGUGGCACUUGAAAGUGAUGUCUUUGUUUACACGUAUGAUGGGAAUAUGGCCAAGGCAGUGCAGGGACAUAGGAGGUUUGAAGGAUUUCGAAAGACUAUCAAUCCUGACAGAUUAAAUUUUGUUAGACUGAUCGAUCAGCUGGAUGAGGGAGCGAUAUCUUCAGAAGAAUUUUCUUUGGAGGUUAAGAAAUUGCAUUCUGACAGGCUUGGAGCACCAUAUCUUAGACAGGCAGGAGAGUCACCAAGGCUGGAGGAGAACUUUUAUGCAAAUCCUUUUCCCGGUUGCGUCUGUAACAAGUCUCAGGAGCAACUUACUAGACUAAAACUUGACCACAGACGUCUUAAGGCUGCAGCACAAAGAUAGGGUUUCGGUUGAUUGAGAUUAUGCGGCUCAUACAUUUGAGUAUAAGAUAACCGCUGAUGAGUGUUUUUGAAAUGGACUACUUCCCACCCUGAAAACAAAGGCUGCCAACAAGGUCUACAAUUUUGAGUUUCUCAUGGGAUUUGACAGGAGAGAACCUUACCAGCAAUUUAGGGGAGUGGAGAAGAUGGGUGCAUAAUUUUGAGGUAAACCAGGUUAGCUUAGCUACACUGGCACAGCGACAUCAUCCCUGUCAAGUAUAUAGAGUUAUAGAAUUCCAUUAAUUCAUUAUUCUUCCCCUAAUUCAGUUGUCGAGAUGACUUGCCAAAUUGGGCAUCAUGGCCAACUUGAAUGUAAUAUUGAUACAGUUCACCACAGAAAUUGAUUUGCACAUGCUCCUACCAGAUAUCUUCUCAA